This is a messenger RNA of Daphnia magna, 411 nucleotides long. RefSeq names its product active regulator of SIRT1-like. The record is from RefSeq and is a predicted model, not a curated record. Lineage: Eukaryota; Metazoa; Arthropoda; Branchiopoda; Diplostraca; Daphniidae. The coding region runs from base 1 to 411 and encodes 136 amino acids. The transcript is spliced from 2 exons. Gene Ontology annotation, cellular component: nucleolus. Gene Ontology annotation, molecular function: enzyme binding.
AUGUCGACUUCCUUGUUGAAGAAAAGUUUACGAUUGUUUGAGGACGACGAAAAGCGAGAGAAAUCUGUGAAAAAGAAACCGUCGCAAAGAAAAGCUGAACGUGUUAUCCGCAAGUCGUCUACAGCUGUUAAGAAGCAAGCUACUCUAAAAGACAGGAAAGUUAAAUCAGCAAUUGAACUAUUUGUCAAGAAACAUCCCAAGCAAGAUAGAACACUUGAAAAUCUGGCCUUACUUGAAAAGCUAUCACAUAAGAAGACCAUCACUGAGGAGUCAGCCAACAAGAUAUUUUCUUAUCAACUGAGAAAGCAACAUAAAGCCAUUGAAAAGACACCCAAAAAGAAAGACAACUCCACUGUUUUUACUGAAGAAGAUUUUCUUAAGUUUGAACAAGAAUACUUUGUGAAGGCUUAA